This is a messenger RNA of Eimeria tenella, 2937 nucleotides long. RefSeq lists its product as uncharacterized. Bases 1 to 2937 code for a protein of 978 amino acids. Lineage: Eukaryota; Apicomplexa; Conoidasida; Eucoccidiorida; Eimeriidae. The transcript has 14 exons. The record is from RefSeq and is a predicted model, not a curated record.
AUGCCACUGUCCUUAGGUACUGAUCUGGGCGGGCUCCCUGCUGGCUCCUUCACCGAAUUCAGAGAGGCAGACACAGUUGAUUUGGCUGGCCUAAGCGCCACAGAGCCAGCAGGGGGGGCGGGUGCCGCAGGUGCAGCUGAAGCGCGGGGACCGGAAGCUCCUGAAGCAACAGUAGGAGCCCCAGGGUCAGCAGCACCACCUGCAGCACAAGGGGAGCCUACAGCUGGCGAGGGAGCUGAAGCUGCAAUGGCCACGCAAAAGCCUCCAGAGGAAGCAGCACAGCCUGGCCUUGAAGCAGCUGCAGCCGGGACUGCCGAGCAGCAAAAGCUGCAGCAGCCACCUACUGAAGCACCAGCAGCUGAAAUUCCUUCUGCAGAGCGAGAGACCGCACCGCUAGGCGCGGCUGCCGCAGCGGUGCCUUCGGCUGGACCGGAGGACUCACCUGAGGACAAGCUGGCGAAGGCGCUGUUGGCCCUCGAAGUUAAGACAGCACCGACUCUUGAGUACUCUACGGCACUAGAACUGCAAUCUGCAAUCGAUAUGACUCUGCCCGAAAUUGAGUUUGGCGAUCUGGAGACUGCUCUGUUUGCCAUAUUGGAGGCCUCAGAUCGACUGGCUCUCCAAGAGCUAUUACCUGGCCUGCCGGAAACUUCUAUAUCCAAGUGGACCCUGAACGUUGUCUUGAAAUACUACAACACUGUAAGAGGCCCCCAAGGGGCCUCUCUGGUCCCGCAAGAGGCCCUAUCUCUGAUUGUACCUUUCUGGGCGCCAAGAGUGCAAGAGACGGAGCAGUAUGCAUUGCUGGUUCAGCGAAUGUUUGCUAAGCGGAUCCAGCAUCCUUCCUGGGAUCGUUUCGCUGACAAAGAAAGCAUGUUUGGUCAAGCGCAUGAAGUGAUUGUAAACACUUUAGGUUUUGUUUGUGGAGAUGAUGGAGUUCUAAAUGUUCAUAUGCAGCAUUGCAACAUGUCACUCAACGGAUCCGUUAAAGGGGAGAUGAGAGCCCUACAACUGAUCAUCACAGGCAUGGGUCUUGGCGUUUCUGCGCUACUGCCUGGAAAAAUAGAAUCGAUGAACGCGUGGUUGCAACAGCUCGGAGAGACAGGAAAACCGCCAGAACCUCGCGUUGUCCUAGGGGAACCAGUCUUGUCUCUGUUUCAACGCUUGCGCCUGAGCUCCCCCCAGCAUUUCCUUCUGUGCAUGCGCUUGGCGGGCUGGCCAGAGGGCAAAACUACUUUAGACAACUCGGAGGAAGCCGCCUUGUUCCUUGAGACUGUACAAUCUGCUCAUAUGAUGCUCGACAAGGGUACCAUGAACUGGGUCGUUAACGCAGCUGGGGGCGAAGCACCCGAGAUUAGCGAGCGGAUAAUUAGUAAUUUCCCGAACAUACCUCAGGCUACAAGACAAAUUAUCAUUACUACAACUUCAGAGGCACCAGGAGCGGCAGCAGCUGCAGCAAGAGUUAAGCCUACUGCGCCUGAGGAAGAGAAACCUAAAGAAGGCAUAUAUGCUCCCAUCAAACCUUCGGAAAGAGAAAUCUACCACGAGAUUCCAGCCCGCAAAGAAGCACCAGCCGUCAUCGGCAGACCGGUGGCUACAGUUGCUCCAGACGAGGCGGAGAUCGCCGGAUCUAUGCCCUGGGCUUUCUUCCAACAAGCCAUCGCAAAAAGGCAUGGCCCUUAUCGCAGACUGCCUUAUUGGGUUGAAGUAUCCCCUGAUUGUCCCGUGAGGAGUUCAUCUACCUUAGGAGGAAAGAGACUGGACUUGGCGAAAGCAACAGACGACCUCCUGUUGCGUUUGGCGACAAUGGCUCCCAUGCUUCUGAAAAAAUCAGGAGGCCGCAACGCUCCCCGAUUUGCCGCAGUCUGCGGUGCCAUGGGGGCCCUCUUGGCUGGCUGGCAGCAGCUUCUCGAAUCCUCGAUGGUGGAGAACUCCACCGGGGUUCUGGCUCAUGCAGCGCUCAUUGAAAGAAUUUCUAACCUCCACAAGUACUUUUUGUUCCCCUACAGCGAUGUGGGAGAAGAGGCAAGGCAAGAUGAAAAGGCUUACGAGCAGAAACGGAAAGUCAUAAAAGCAUUCGCCAAAAGUGCUGAUACGAAGUACUGUUCGUCUCUCAUUAGUGCUGCCGGCGCUAUUGCUACACGGCCCUCUGAGGGUCCCAGCGGCAUGCGGCUCAAAGCGCGUUCUAUGUACGGCGGCCUGGCGAACAGCCUGGGCGUUUCUCUAUCUCUUCCUCUCGUGAUCCAAGAGGGGUUUAAGACUUAUGUGCAUUCUCAAUUGGCCACAAAGAGCAAACGCAAACUGAAAAAUGGCCAAAAUAAUGUGCUAGGCCUCUGCGCCGUGCUGCACGUUUCCGGCACUCUCCACAGCUGCGCCAAAGGCCAGACACACGAACUCGCCCACAAUUUGUUCCUGUCCAACGUUGCGGGCCACACCCUGACGGAGCACCUUGUUGUUGCUGGGUCGAGCCUCAUCAACAAACACCCAAAGCUUUUCAUUCUCUGCAACAAAGAUACUGGCGGCCCCAUUUUCGAAUCGGUAAUGGAAGAGCUGCUGGUUGUUUUGUCCCCCGUGUGGGAAGAAGAGGACUUGUUUAAACAAUAUGUAGAGGCGAGCGCGACAGAGGUGGCUGCAGAAGCAGCACCAGCAGCAGAAGCAGCACCAGGAGCAACAGCAGAACCUGUGCCACCGACGCCCAGCCCCAGAAGCAGCAUCAGCUCCAGCAGCAGCAGCAGAAGCUCCAUCUCACCUGCUCCUCAACCUGAGCCUUUGUACGUGGAGGCCAACCCCAAGCUGUUUGAAACUGCAGAAGAAAAGAAAAGAAGACAAAGAAGAUCUCAAGCCAGGGCCUCAAAGGCCAGUGUCCGUCAGGAACCUCCAGAAAAGCCGGCAGUGGAGGAGGAAGAAAGCGAAUACAUUUCCUUGAUGAAGGAGCUCUAA